UGCAACACGUAUAUGUUUGAAAUAUCACACAAGAUUGUGAUGGAUUAAUUUUUCAAUUUGUGGCGACCAAAAUUAAAAUCGAAGAUUACUGUAGCAAUGAGGCUACAGGUGAAACUGGUUGUCUGGGUGCUUUGGUAUAUGCCUGUAGGCUACUAAGCGGCUCAGGCUGUGUCAUGGCCACCCGACGUGAUAGAAGAUAAAGGUUUUCGCAACAUGUUGCUCACCAGCGAUGGACAACACUUGAUUGUAUCGGGAAUGAAUGGUGUAUAUGAUCUAAAUACAACAGAUUUCCAACUUUUAAAACAAACUGUAACAGGACCACUGGCUAACACGGAUGAUGUCAUUAAAAUUAUGAUAUGCAAUAAAACAGAAACUGACAAUGAUGGUUAUAUUACCACGUGCAGUAGCAGGCGAAACUACUGUGAUAUUAGGGAAGUGAAUGGAAUUUCUAGGAGCGUUAAUCAUUUAAAUUCACCGGUAAAGAUUGAUGGAGCGGAGGCUUUUAUGGCAACUUAUAUAAAGACAUCUGGCAGAAAUCGAAGACAGGACUUUCUGUUUAUCGGAUGUCCCCAUGUUGAAGGUCAAGAAGAUCUAGGUGGUAGGUGCACACAACCUGGUAUAUCGUGGUACCUAAAUAGCGGGGGUGAAAAAAGUCGUCCAUGGUAUGGAUUUAAAUCGUACGAAGAGACACCAGUUCUGACGGAGAAGUAUAUCGGAGCCUUUAGCGUUGACAACUACAGACUAUUUUUCAGUGUUCAAAUGGUCAAAGCAACAGAAAGGAGAAUAAGCCGCAUUGCCCAAGUGUGUCAGUAUUACGUUCAACAUUCUCGCACAUACUCGACACCACAAACAUAUGCUGAUAUGCCGAUACAAUGCGGACAGUUCGAGGAGAUUCGGGCAGUAAAGAAGGUCGUUGUAGGGACGGAAACGCUGUUUAUAACUGUGUUCUCUGGACCUAUGAAAUCGGCUGUUUGUGUUUACUCAAUGGAGACUGUGAAAAAAAUGUUUGUUGCGAAUAUAAAGGAUUGCUACAGGGGAGGCCGGGCACCAGCAAACCAGGAUUAUAUUAACUUCCAAACAUCUAACGUUCCGUGUACACAUGCAACGAAUGAUAAUGCCACUUUCUACAUGCCUGAGGAUUACUAUUUGUGCAACAAGGACAACCUAGCAUUAUUUCAUCAGGUGAUUGGCAGCAAGGUGCUGUCCUCACUGCCUGUCGUUCAGUUUGACACUCAAUUAACAGCUGUAACAGUCUCACAGAUAAACACAAAAAUAGUUGCUUUCCUUGGUACAACAUCCGGAGAAAUUAUGAAGGCCGUUGUUUACCCAAAGAAUUUUGCAGUUCCUGUCAAGCAACCUGAAACGAAAAACAUGGGUUAUAUGAUUCAGCAAGACAUGUACACAUCUGAUGAUGGAAAAUACAUCUUUUUUCUUAGCCAAAGACAGGUGUAUAAGGAGCCUGUGGAGACCUGUUUAGCAUUUACAACAUGUGUAGGCUGUUUAGGAAGCAAGGAUCCAUACUGUGGUUGGUGUUUCUCGGAAAAUAGAUGCAGCACGAGGAAUACAUGCAAGUCAUCUAGUGAAUGGAUAUCUGUCUCAAGCAAUGAAAAAUGUCCAGAUGUUGUAAGCAUCAACACUACAGUAACGUCAAACAAGGAGAUACAAUUGAAGCCUUUGAUACCAUUGAUCUUGGGGCUCUGUUGCAUCGCCUUGAACAUCAUUUUGGAGCGCUACCAAACUGUCUGUAUUGAAAAUCACGUCUUGUACUGAUGUUUAACAGCUAUAAAACAGUAUAUAUUUUGCGUGCAGGAUAGAUUAAAAAGCAUAUAACAUUAUAAAUAUCAUAUUACAUUAUAAAUAUCAUUU
Molecule: messenger RNA, 1866 nt
Organism: Mercenaria mercenaria
Lineage: Eukaryota; Metazoa; Mollusca; Bivalvia; Venerida; Veneridae
Product: plexin-B2-like
Exons: 8
Coding region: 214-1770 (518 amino acids)
Biological process (GO): regulation of cell shape; regulation of GTPase activity; semaphorin-plexin signaling pathway involved in axon guidance
Cellular component (GO): semaphorin receptor complex
Molecular function (GO): protein binding; semaphorin receptor activity
Source: RefSeq, a predicted model, not a curated record